UGUCGGUAAAUUGACGAACUGUCGCCGCCAUGACUGCUGUAAUGCUGCGAGCUGGAGUACAGAAGGAAACAGAGUACACGGAGGUAACAGCGCUGACUGAUUAUUUAAGCUGCCGAUUAUCCAGCUGUACUGCCUGAUGGCGAAGCUGGGAGAGUGCGGACGUCACUGAGGUCGCGUUAAAGUUCCGCUGAGUCGCUCAGCUAAGUGAGAACUUGUCAGUUUGGUGUUGGCGGGUCCUACAGUGAUGGUGUGAUGGGACUGUUUGCCUGACGGAGCGUAGCUGUUGCAGUACAGUUUAAAACGCCAAACAUGCUUCGACCUGCGCGGAACAGAUUGUCUCCGUGGAUAGAGCGUCUCAUCUCGAGCUACGGCAGCCAGGAUGAGGAGGAGGUGGGCAGCGGGUUGAAGGCUCAUGUCAUCGGGGUAGGUCAGAUAUCCCAGUCACAGGCAGGAAACUCUGAGGGCCCCACAGGGCUGCUGUUCUUGUCUGAUGGGGUGCUUCAGAUUCCAGCCAUCCUCACAGCAUCAGCCUGGGAGCAUCUGCAGGAUCAUGAGGACCGUGAGUGUUUCACCAGCCUGCUCAACAGCACGGUUUGCAUCCAUGACUACCGGCUGCAGUUCCACAUGUCCUUGGAACAGACUAAAUGCAGGUUCUUCUUAUCAGUUGGAGAGCUAGCUACAACCGCAGCAGGUCCAGUUAAAGACAGCACCCCCUGCUGCACCACCCUGCCGUCUGUCAGGAUGAAGAUCUAUCAGACGUGGAGAGCUCUGCUGGGUCAGGAGGACUCUCAGAAGAGCCAGUGUGGGUUUGAUCUGUCUGAGCUGUUGGGGGAGUGGCGGCACGACUGUCUGCAGGCUGUGCUGGAGGAUAUCAGGGAGAAGCUGACCAUAGCGAGUGGACGCCCCACGAGCCCGCAGCCCUCCACUUCCACCUCCACCUGUCGCUCCACGCUGACCUACCCUGCCACAAGCUGGGAUGUGGACAGGAUCAGAUAUAAGGGAGAAAAACGUUUCACUGUCCCCAUAAAAUAUCUUCUCAUCCCAGAAGAAGAUGCUCAGCAGGUCCAGACUCUAAAAAAUGCUGCAAGCGGCACAGAGAGAAGGGAAAAGGAGAAUUUACCAGAAGUCUGCAAACCUCCAGAGAUCACACAGCCCUCUGUUGAUGAUGCACACUGGCAGAUAGCUCAGCCAGCAGCUGUAGAGGGAGUCUGCAUGGCCAGUGAUGACUCACCUCUUCCAAUGGAGGACAGCAUGUUACAGGAGGACAUGAUUGCAGGCCGGACUGACAGGCCUUUAUCCAACCCGUGGGACAUAUUUUCUCCUCCAUGUGUCUCCUCCACUUCCUCUGAUGCGUCUCCAGAAGCUACAUCAAGUGCAUCUCCGCACCCCGCCUCUGCUGCCGAAUCCAGGCCUGAUCCUGCCACCAGCACGCAGCUUCCUGACCACUUGGUGGAGUCCAGCUACUUCCCACCCUACCAGAAACAGCCGACCACCCUCCCUGCUACUGCCACUUCCUCUUCUUCAGCUUCAGCUCCUGCAAUUCCACCAGAAAUGGACAAACAUUGUACCCUGACAGCACCGCAAAGCCUCCGGGCUCUGAACCAAGAAAGCGAGGAGAUGGUUGUGAGAAGACACAGAAAGGCAAAGAGGAAACUAAGUGAGCCGACAACAGAAGGCCUUAGCAACUUGGUGGAGGACAGGGAGGGGGAGCUGAGCAGCAGCCCUCCAUCGUGGCUCUUUGACACUCAGGCAGGAGGCCCCAGAGCCGAAGAUGGCAGCAGUCCUAAACGGGCUACAGGGAAUGUCCCGAGAAAAAUUCUAAAGGUUCACAGAGACGGCAGCCCCUUCUCUUACUCAUAUCGUGUGUGUGGACAGAAUCUACAGGACUUCAGUCGCUUCAGAGCGGCUGAAUCUUUGCUGCACUGGGCUGUGAAGUACCUCGUGACUCCGAGGCAGGCGGAUAAUCCUGCAGACGUAGCGUGAGCGGCCCAGGUCACCUCUUUAGGUUUUGUUCUGGUAUUGUUUCAGUUUGGUGGCAAUGACCUCAGACCUCUCUGAUGAGCGUUUCUGUUAGAGAUGCUUCAGUUUAUUGGCUGAAUAUCCGUAUCAGCUGAUAGAUGAUGUCAUUUACAGCUGAUGCUUAUCUGCUGUGUGCUAUCUCAGGAAAAAUGAGUGAAAUAAAUAACAAACUAAAUAAACCCAGAGAAACCCUGGUGUUCCUCAGUCACUGCUUCCUAGUUUGAUAUUAAACUCAGGGCCUUUUGGGGGGGGGCAUUCUAAAUGUUUCUUCCUGUUUGUUUGGAGUUUUGUCUUUAAUUCAGAAAAAAUUGAAAAAUUUGCAUUUAACAAAAUCAGUUGAGCUACAGGAGAGGUGAGACCGUUUAAUCUCAGCCAUAAUCAGCUGUUGAGCUGAGUCUUGUGGGCUGGACCUGCUCUGCAUGACUAGCUGUCACCUUAAGGGAGACGUUACUGAGCAAGUAAAGCUGUAAAACAAACCACUACAAGCUCUCAUUCCUCCCAACAUCUGUUGCAUUAUUGAAUAAAGACUCAGCACUGUUUAAAAAGCCCGGAGCCUAACCGAUGUGCAUUUGAGUGUUGUUAGAGAUGAACUUUUAGUAUUACUUUGUAUCUUCUCUCUGUUUUUAUUAUGAGAAUUGUAACACUGUUUAUCCAAGACAAAUUUCCCAUGCAGGACAAUAAAGUUUUAGUUCUAUUCUAAUAACCAUGUUAAAUAAUCAACAUUACUGGAAUAAACACCAUUAUGGAGCAGCUGUACAGCCUGGAUGUAGCACGCAGAUACACACCUGAGCAGGAGCGCUGUGCUUUACCUGGUGCAUGAUUUUGUUUCCCUUUUGGAGUCCCUGUUUGUUUUUGUAUGGUGCAGUGUGUGUGUGUGUGUGUGUGUGCGGUUUUGCUCUGUUCUAUGAUUUUUCUGUCAGACACAAAAUCGACUCCACAGUUUGAUUCAGCCGUUAAUGGACAGCUUCAGUGUUUAAGAGAAGUCUGCGGCAGCUGGAUUAUUGAUGAGUUAUUGAUGAUGUCACACAGCAGUACACCGAAGAUCUUUGUGUUUUAAAGUCAUCUGCUUUUUUCCCACAAUUUUCUGUUUUGUAGUCAAAACAAUGAAUGAAUGAAGGCAGAUUAAUAACAUCUGGAGUUUGGCUGUGUAACAAAGUCAUGUUAAUGUUUCAGAGCAUCUCUGCAGCUUUCUGUGCUUUUCAUUGUUGAAUGUGGAAAUCAUCAGAGUCCAGCUUAAAUAAAAACAAUAAACACUCAUGAAGCUCAGCUGCUUCAUGGUCUGCAGUAGAACCCAAACACAGCUCAGCUGAAGUGGUGAUAAAGCUGCAUUAGUGGAUAUUUGUUUUUACUUGGGGACCAAUCAGAGGUUAAACUGAUCUUUGGCUUCUGUCUAACCAAUCAAAUGGAGACUGGCGCUGUGCUGUGAUGUCACGCAGGUCUCCACACUGAGAGCGAAUCAGGUGGCAGAACAGCAGGACCAUCAUUAUUAUAUAAAUCUUCUGGUAUGUCACUGUGACAUCAUGACAUCAGCCUCAUGAUUCACUGAGCUGUGCUGCUUUGUGCUCUACAUUUAGUAACCAUUUUAUUCUAUUUUAUAGACAUUUUAUUAUAUUCAGCUUUGCAUAGCAUUUGAUUGUAAAAGCUUCAUCGGAUUUUUAUUUAAGAAGAAAAUCAUAUAUUGCUCUGUGAUUCUCGGAUGUGCAGAUUUGAUGCUUUUCUUUUGGUGGUAAACUGAAAAAUCAUUGGAUUUCUUUAUAGACCAAGUCAUACAGGUGCCAUUUAUUAUUAUUAUUAUUGAAUUUUGUGUCAUUCACUGGAAUCAAAAGGUUCCAU
This is a messenger RNA of Archocentrus centrarchus (flier cichlid), 3852 nucleotides long. It is a transcript of the gene acd, whose product is annotated as ACD shelterin complex subunit and telomerase recruitment factor. Gene Ontology annotation, cellular component: chromosome, telomeric region; telomerase holoenzyme complex; shelterin complex. NCBI's taxonomy places the organism in Eukaryota, Metazoa, Chordata, Actinopteri, Cichliformes, Cichlidae. The record is from RefSeq and is a predicted model, not a curated record. The transcript has a single exon. Gene Ontology annotation, molecular function: telomeric repeat DNA binding. The coding region runs from base 310 to 1983 and encodes 557 amino acids. Gene Ontology annotation, biological process: protein localization to chromosome, telomeric region; telomere maintenance via telomerase; negative regulation of telomere maintenance via telomerase.